Messenger RNA from Exophiala bonariae, 888 nucleotides. RefSeq lists its product as uncharacterized. NCBI's taxonomy places the organism in Eukaryota, Fungi, Ascomycota, Eurotiomycetes, Chaetothyriales, Herpotrichiellaceae. The transcript has 2 exons. Gene Ontology annotation, molecular function: monoacylglycerol lipase activity. Bases 1 to 888 code for a protein of 295 amino acids. The record is from RefSeq and is a predicted model, not a curated record. Gene Ontology annotation, cellular component: membrane.
AUGGACCACAAGAGAAUUUCUAUUGACUCGCUAUCAGCUUACUAUGACUUCUUCCCGACUCUCAGCUCUUCCCCUCAUAAUAUUGCUGUCUAUGGUUUUGAUCAACGAGGCUGGGGCCGAUCCGUGAAGAAGUCAUCAGAGAAUGGUCUCACGGGACCCACAUCACUUGUCCUCAGCGAUAUUCACGACUUUGUACUUCAUGUUGCGUCACUUACAGAAGCGAAAGGCAAACCCUUGUUCCUCAUGGGACAUAGCAUGGGAGGCGGCGAGACGCUCUACUAUCUUCUUUCGAGCCCACCCGCCUUUUCGAAUCGCCCAAAACUAUCAGGUUUUCUCCUAGAAGCACCAUAUAUCGAACUUGACCCUUCCGAGCAGCCAUCCUUUGCGAAAGUUCUCGUUGGCAAAUUAGCGGCCCUUUUACUUCCAAACACUCAACUAAAGCAGAAAUUGGAUUCGACAUAUAUGUGCCAUUCAGCCAAAGUGCGACAGGAUUGGGUAGAUGAUCCUCUUUGCCAUGACACUGGAACUCUGGAAGGUCUCAAAGGACUCCUUCAACGGGCAGGAGACCUUUCCACCUUGAGCCAUGGUCGUCACGUGUUGGGUAUCCAAACCAAGUUACCCUGUCCUGUAUGGCUUGGUCAUGGCACCUCAGACCGGGUAGUCUCUCCUGAAGCUGCUAAGAGACUUUUCGAUGUACUAGCAGCCCCAGAUGGUGACAAGAUCUAUCAAGCUUACCCCGACGCAUAUCACAAGCUGCACGCUGAGCCUGAUGGGAUAGCAGAACAGUUUGCGAAGGAUGUUGCAGGAUGGAUCCUCUCUCAUGGCAAGCAGCCAGCAACUGAACACCAGCCAACCAAAACAGGAGGCGAAAUGAAGGCCAAACUUUGA